Lampris incognitus (smalleye Pacific opah) is the source of this 1371-nucleotide messenger RNA. It is a transcript of the gene ak8, whose product is annotated as adenylate kinase 8. Gene Ontology annotation, biological process: nucleoside triphosphate biosynthetic process. The record is from RefSeq and is a predicted model, not a curated record. Gene Ontology annotation, molecular function: nucleoside diphosphate kinase activity; ATP binding; AMP kinase activity. The transcript has 8 exons. Lineage: Eukaryota; Metazoa; Chordata; Actinopteri; Lampriformes; Lampridae. The coding region runs from base 116 to 1096 and encodes 326 amino acids. Gene Ontology annotation, cellular component: cytoplasm.
UCACGAUUCGAUUGGAUUUAAUUUCGAUUGUUGGGGUUACGAUUCGAUUCAAAAUCGAUUUUGGAUUCAAAAGGAUUGCUGAUGGAAAACCGACUCGAGGCCUGGUACAUAGGUCAUGUCAGGAUCUCCUCCAGGUUGUGUGUGUGAUCUGCUCCAGGUUGUGUAUGUGUACCACCAGACCUUCGUACAGCCGUCUGAGCAGGCUGUGGCUGGGCGUGUGCAGAGGGGGCGGGGCCUGUCAGAGCAGCUGCUAUUGGCCAAACUGAGGCGCUACAAGAGUGACGUCACAGGCCUGAAGCUGUCAUACCAACACGUCCUGAAGACGGUCAACUGUGAUCAACCACUCAAUGAUGUUUACCACCAGGUACUUAGCUUUGUUCUGAGACGUCGGUCCAUGGCUCCCCACAUUCCCAGAAUACUGCUGUUGGGUCCGCCGGGCUCAGGAAAAAGUCUUCAGGCCAGAUUACUCACUCAGAAAUACAAGCUGGUCAAUGUGUGUUGUGGGCAGCUUGUGUCGUCAGCAGCAGCUGAUGGUUCCACUCUGGGAGAGCAAAUCAAACCCUACCUGGAAGCUGGUAACAGAGUUCCAGACAGUCUGGUUCUGAGGGUUCUGGGGGAACGUCUGGGUCGGCUGGACUGCACCGUUCGGGGGUGGAUUCUGCACGGCUUCCCGAGGGACCUCGAGCAAGCAAGGAGACUGCAGGAAUCAAACUACAGACCCAACAGAGUUUUCUUCCUGGACAUAACAGAUGAGGUUGCCAUAGAGAGGAUCAGUCUCGGAGCCACAGACCCCGUCAGUGGAAAGAGGUAUCAUGCCCUGUACCACCCAGCUCCAAACCCAGAGAUCCAGUCCAGACUCCAGACCCACCCGGACCACACUGAGCAGAGUGUUCAGUGCAGACUGAGAGAGUACUGGACCCACACCGCUACGCUACAGUGUAUUUACUCAGAUGCGGUCCAUGUGAACGCUGACCAGGAUCCACACUUGGUGUUCGAGUCGGUGGAGAGCAGACUGAUGGAACGAGUGUCUGGACGACUGAGAGACAUAAGGAGGAGGAGGAGAACUGAAGAGGAGGGUGGAAAUGGGAUGGGGUGAAUGAGGAGAGGGAGAGCAGAGCCGGACACCGUCAGCUCAUCUUCUCUGCUGCCCUGCUCACCUGUCCAGUGUCAUCGGGUCACGUUCAGACCUGGUCUGGUCUGGUCUGUUGGAGGUUGGAAGGUGUUUUAUGUCCCAGUGACUUGUUAAGGUUGUUCAGGUGGUUUUAUCUUCCAGGUUUCAGAGCUGAUGGAGCUGUGGGUUGUUUUUCAUGUUGUUCUCUUCAGUAAGACAGUGUUAAGUUUGUGGUUCAGUAAUAAAGUUGAGAAAUAUGC